UCACUUUCGUGAAAAGGAAAACGGCUAUUCCCCUUUUACUUUGCAUAAAAAGAAAAGUAAUUACUUUUGUGAAAAGGAUAAAAAGGGAAAGGUGUGUUCCCCUUUCACUUUGCACAUACGAUUUAUGCCGAAGAUUAAUUACCUUAAUCUUACAAUCAUUCCUAUCACCUUUUCACUCUCUUGUAUUUGUUCUUUCAUGCCAGUUUUCCGAGUAUACAAAUUAAGAUUGAAAACGUAAUCAAGCUUUCAUGGAAAAUGAACUAGAACACCUAACUUUUGAAACAUCAUCAAAUAACAUUAAUCCAGACUCCUCAGUACGUCGCAAAUUAGAUCAACCUAAAAAUCCUUAUUUGCCUGAUGAUCGUGAUCAAUAUUCAUCGACCACAGAGAUCACUAAAGAACAAUCAGAACAAGAUGAUGCAGGCAAGGCUGGUAUCAAUAUCCAAUUAAAAGAUGAUCUCAACGAGACGAAAAUUGAAGAAUCAGCUUCUUCUCUCUUGCCUCCUGAUCUUCGCAGUGUCUCUGAAGAGAUUGAUCAAUACCUCACCAAGUUAUCCAACGAAUACCAGCCCCCCGAUCACGUUCCUAUUUGUGUGCAACAAUUUGCUGAUCUUGUCGAAGCCAAAAUUGCAAAUUAUGACGAUAGCCACGCGCCUAUCAAAUGGACCGAAGAAAGCGCCACUUCUUUUUUAGAGGCCGUGUUUCGAAUUUCCAAGCUAUAUACCUCUCUCUGUAAAUUCUCUUCUGAAACAGAAUAUGCAUACUAUAUCAAUCGUGUUGGUGGUGUUCUCCAACAUGCAAUGUCGUACAUAGAGGAAGAAUUCAAGUCCCUUCUCGACGAUUCCAAGCUCAUUAACCCUGGUUCAGAUCACUUCAUCAAUGCGAAGCCUGAGCAAUCUCCAGUACCGUCAACUAACAAUCAAGAUCAUACUGAACAGAGUUCCCUGCUUCCAGGGACGCCUGAUAUGGAAGAAUAUAAAUUUCCAGGCUACUCUGAGGAAAUCAUAAAAAACCUGAAUGGAUUAUCCAAAGCAAUGAUGGCUGGAAGCUAUGAAUCAGAAUGUUGUCAAGCGUAUCUCAUAGCACGGAGGAAAAUUUUGGAGGAAAGCUUGUAUAAGCUCGGGUUUGAAAAAUAUAGCAUCGACGCUGUGCAAAAGAUGCCGUGGGAUUCAUUGGAGACAGAGAUCGUUGCUUGGAUUAGAGCAUUUAGACAAUGCACUAAUGUGCUCUUCUCCAGAGAACGUGAGCUCUCACACGCCGUAUUUGGCAAUCAGCAACACCAAUCAAUUUCCGAGACCAUCUUUGUUACCUUGUCUCGAGGUAUGUUGUACCAGCUCCUUAAUUUUUCAGAAGCUGUGUCCAUGACAAAGCGCGCUGCAGAAAAACUCUUCAAGUUUCUCGAUAUAUAUGAAACCUUGCGAGAUCGCCUUCUUCCACUCGUAGACAGUAUAACAUUUCCUGAUGAUUAUGCAAACGAGCUUAAGGCUAAAGCUUCCUUGAUCCGGACCAGCCUUGGCGAGUCAAUGGUUUGUAUAUUUUCGGAGCUUGAAAAUUCAAUCAACGCGGAUGCGAACAAGAGUACUCCAGUUCCAGGUGGUGCUGUUCAUCCAUUAACUCGCUACAUCAUGAAUUAUCUAAAAUACGCUUGCGAGUAUAUAGCCACAUUAGAGCAAGUGUUCAGAGAACAUCAAAAAAUAGACACAGCAAAUUCACAUAAUGCUGAUAAUCAGACUAAUUGCAACAACAAUAACACUGAGCUAUCGCCUUUCGCGAAGCAGAUAAUGAAGGUCAUGGAUCUAUUGGAUUCACAUCUAGAGUCAAAAUCAAGGCUAUACAAAGAUCCUGCAUUAAGCUCAAUUUUCAUGAUGAAUAAUGGUCGAUACGUUUUGCAGAAAAUUAAAGGAUCACCGGAGAUAAACGGUUUGAUGGGUGAUCAAUGGUACAGAAAGCGAUCUACGGAUCUAAGACAAUACCACAAGACGUACCAAAGAGAAACAUGGGGCAAACUGUUGCACUGUUUGAACCAAGAAGGACUAAACGUAAACGGGAAGGUGAAUAAACCGAAUUUAAAAGAGAGGUUCAAGAGCUUUAACGCUGUGUUUGAUGAGAUAUAUAAAGCGCAAAGCAAUUGGGUAAUUAGCGAUGAACAACUGCAAUCGGAGCUGAGGGUUUCCAUAUCAAACAUGGUUGUACCAGCGUACAGGUCAUUUUUGGGCAGGUAUAGUCAAACCUUUUACCCUGGAAGGCAGACAGAAAAAUAUGUAAAGUACCAGCCUGAAGAUAUAGAAACGUCUAUUGAUGAGCUAUUUGAUGGAAAUGCACCAUCCAUGGGGAGGAAUAAGAAGUUGUAAGAAAUUAGAGAGAAAGACAACCUUUGUCUGUUUUGGACAGUUGUGACAGCAAGUUUACAUGAGCAGAUCAUAAGUUUAGUGUAAAAUUGCGAUAAAUAGUAAAUCUAAAUCUAAAACUUUAAAAUUACCAUAUUUUCAAUACUAAAAAUCUUAUAGGUUGAAGUUAUAAAUCUUAACUCCUAAAUCGGCAGAUGAUUUUGGAUUGAGGAGUAGUGGAAGCUGAAUCUUUUCAAUAAAUUAUUCAUCAUUUUCUGGUGGUAGAGUUCCAAGUUGUGGUGAUAUUACCUAGAUACGUAUAAACGUAUAUCCAAUUGUUGUACUAUUAUAGACUGACAACUUAUUUUGUUGACAGAUGUUUCCUAGCAGUGGACUAGUGGUACAGCCUACAAAACAAACCUUUCUUUUGUAUUUCCAAUU
Molecule: messenger RNA, 2768 nt
Organism: Lycium barbarum (goji berry)
Lineage: Eukaryota; Viridiplantae; Streptophyta; Magnoliopsida; Solanales; Solanaceae
Product: exocyst complex component EXO70C1-like
Exons: 1
Coding region: 249-2351 (700 amino acids)
Biological process (GO): exocytosis
Cellular component (GO): exocyst
Molecular function (GO): phosphatidylinositol-4,5-bisphosphate binding
Source: RefSeq, a predicted model, not a curated record